CAGAGUCGAGAUGUCGAGAUUGCCACAUUCGCACUAAUUUCAUCAAUUCAUUUUAGAUUAGUCAAUACUUGAAAAUAAGUAGUCAUACAAAACGAGUAGAGAUUUAAGUAUUUCCAUAUCAAUUAUACUCCUAAAUUUAAAAAGGAUUUGCAUUUUUCAAGGAACAUACUUGGAAAAUUCUAGGCGAACAAAUAUCAAAUCAAAACCAAUGUCACAUUACACAUAUUACUCGUUUCGCGAUCCUAUAUUUGGUGGUGAUAUUUUAUUUGGAAUUGGAGGACUGAUUAUGAAUUUUGCAGUGUGCAGAUGCAUUGCAAAAAUGAGAAUGUUUGAUCAUUUUACAAAAUACUAUUUACUGAGUAUUUGCAUCUCUUACAUUGGAAUUAUUCUAAUGGAUGGAUUUAUACGUUAUGGAACUCUCACAGAGAAAUUUGCGUGUAAACGAAGUUCUAUUUAUAACACGUUUAGCAUGACAUCUUUACUAUCACUGACUGCCUUCUCGAUACAUUUAUACAUAAAUAUUUGCAAUCCUUUCAAAUCAAAAGGAACGGAUAAUACAAUUUUAACCAUUUUCAUUGUGGCCUUCAUAUGGUUUGUUAGCAUCGGCUAUACUAUUCCCUUCUCCAGACUGGCUGACAUGAAUAUUUGUGAAUACAAAGAUCAUUUUGGAAGACAUUGUACUUCUGAAUGUACUAUUUUUGGGCCAGAAUCACCUUGGUAUACGUUCCAAACUUGCUUCUUAGUUUUAUUUCUUGUAUUAAUGAUCUUAUCAAUUACACUCAUCGAGAUUGCACAAUUCUCAAAUUAUGAAAAAAUUUUGGAGGGAUGGAGUUUCGAGUGGGAAUGGGGAAAAAGGAUUCUUCCGACGAUAGCUCCACUUUUAGUAGUACACUUUCUCUGCAGUGGUUUUGAAUACUUGACAAAUACUGGAUCCAUGUAUUCCUAUUGUAAUCUGGAAUUAUAUAGCAAUACGAAUGAUGAACUAACAAUUUGCAGUAUCGUUAAAAUAGUACUACAUGUCAAUUAUGUUCUGGUUCCUCUUUUCCUAAUAAUUGUCAAUGAAAGGACGAAAAAAUUACUUCGAAUGGUUCGACGCAUGAAGAAAAAAGCCAAACAUCGAGUGGAGAUAUAAAUUUAGAUAAAUAUAAUAUAUGUAACAAGAGUGUAACAAUUUGACAUUCAAAUAACUGUUUGUGUAGCGCUACUAUUAUUGUAACGUAACAUUUGUGUUAUCGUUACAUAAUGUCUUACACAGUAAGGUGUUAUAUUAACACAAUUUAUGCAUGUUCCAUGACCCCUAUAUAACAGACCUAUCAUACUUCAAAUCAAAAUUUUUUAUUAUGGUAGAAAGAUUACAUUUUAUAUUUUCAAUUUUUAACAUUCUUCACAUUAUAUAAAGUCUCUAAUUUAAUAUUAUGAGCACAAAAAGUGGACCAUUAUUGUCUUAAUUACUGUAUCAGUAUUAUAUCAUUUUUGUAUAUAACUCGUGCCAAAUACUGUGAUAUUGUAAACCUACUUAUCCUACAGAAGUUACAGACUUUUCUCAAUGUUAAUUGAGUAGAAGAAUAUGACG
Belonocnema kinseyi is the source of this 1573-nucleotide messenger RNA. RefSeq lists its product as uncharacterized. The transcript is spliced from 5 exons. The coding region runs from base 209 to 1132 and encodes 307 amino acids. Lineage: Eukaryota; Metazoa; Arthropoda; Insecta; Hymenoptera; Cynipidae. The record is from RefSeq and is a predicted model, not a curated record. Gene Ontology annotation, molecular function: G protein-coupled receptor activity. Gene Ontology annotation, biological process: G protein-coupled receptor signaling pathway. Gene Ontology annotation, cellular component: membrane.